CGAUUUCCUCUAGGAUGGACUGGUUUGAGCUCCUUGUGUUCAAGGGACUCUGGUAGUGCUGGGUGUCAAGUAAUUCCAGGAUUCUCCAUGACCCUCAGCCCCUAACCUGGAGAAGCAGUGAGCCUUCAAACGAGGGGGACGGCUGCCGCCCGUGCUCCCAGCAGGACCUGGAGGAAGGAGCAGAGCCCUUCCCCUCCGGGCCUCUGGCACCUUUUCUCUAACCUGGCCCUGCUUUCUCAUCCAUCCGCGGUGUUGGUAGCGCUCAGCCCGUAAUAACAACCAUAGUGGACACGCAGAGCGCAUGGUGCCACGUGCUGGAGGCUUCUGGGCACCUUCUGGGUCUUCACUAUAAGAUGGAGUCUGUUUUUCGCCUUAUUUUGCGGAGGAGAAGACGAAAGCUUGGAGAUACUAAGUUUGUCCCAUCACAUGGCUAGGCAGCGGGGAGCCGAUUCCAGUCCCCACACACUGGCCUGACGCUUCCUGCUCUUAGGCACUCACGCUUGGUGCCUUCAAUGAUGAUCAUUUAAAGUCAUUGUCAUCAUUAAUAAUUUACUAGGAAAACUGGGCGAUGAUCCCGUUUUGGAAUACCAAGUGCUCACUACCUGUACUUCUUUGAGGACGGGGUCCUUUUGGUUUUCUCUGUCUGUCCCCAGCACCCCUGGUGAUUAGGAGCCUCUGGUGGGUGCUUGGUAAUUGUCUGCUGGCCGAGUGAGCGGGCAGGAGGACUCCUCGAGGGCAGAAGCCCUCUUGUGCCCGCCGACAGGAGGCCUUUGAGCAGCGUGCUGCCCAGGGGCCUGUCUCUAGGCUCAGAGGCACAAGCCGCGAUCAGAAAUCGAACCACGACUCCUGGGGCACUGGGGUGGGAAUUCAUCGGGGUCCCCUCGGGGAGUGGGGUUUGCACUGCUCCAACCAGAACCGUCUUCUUUUCGUCUCUCUUGAAUAGUUUGUGUUUCUCACAGGCCACGAGGUUUUUCUGAGCCUGGGUAUACAGGCACUUGCCUGUCUGGUCGGCGUGGUAACCGAUUGACCUGCUGCUUUCUGCCUCUCACGGUCCUGAAGGAGCAGCCGCUUCGGAAGAUGGCGGAGGCGGUGUUCCGCCCCCCAAAGAGGAAGAGGAGGGUGCACGAGAGCUACGAGUCUCCCCUGCCCGUCCCUUGCGGUCAGGACCGCGGUUCUGAGAAGGGCUUCCGCAUCUUCCAGGCUGAGAUGAUAAACAGCCACGUGGUUGUGAGGGGCCUGGAAGACAUGGAGCAGCUCUACGGGAAGGGUUAUUUUGGAAAAGGCAUCCUGUCCAGAAGCAGACCAAACUUCACAAUCUCAGAUCCUAAGCUGGUUGCUAAAUGGAAAGAUAUGAAGCUAGACCUACCAGUAAUCACAUCAAAGAAGUAUCAGCGCAGCGUGGAGUGGGCCGCAGAGCUCCUGCGAAGACAGGGCCGGGACGAGAGCACGGUGCGCAGCAUGCUCGCGGGUUACACGAAGCCCCUUGAACAUCCUCGUCUGAAAAGGACGGAAGACGGCCCGUUGGGCCAUGAGCCCGACUCCGAUCUGGUUUCCACAUCGGAAGGCAGAGCACACAGACAGAACCUCUCUGCCGUGAAUGGGGUCGAGGGCAAGUCGUGUGAUAUGGAGGAUUCCAGCGAGCGAUCAGACGGCCUGCAGGAGGGCCCCGGGCCUGAGCCCCGAGCCCCAGACGGCGGCUCGGGUGAACACGUGGCCGAGGUCCCCGCGCCUCUGCCCCGCGGCCACUGCGGCAGACAGGACGCUCUCCUGCCGCCAUCUGGCGGUCAGCCUGGGGACAGCAACCGGCGAGCCAGUCUGGCCCGGGCCGGAGAGAGGGGGCCUGAGCACGUGCUGGUGGAGGAAGCCGUGUGUGCCGGGAGCGAAGGCGAAGAGGCCCCAGCGGGGGACGUGUUGCCGCAGAAGAGACUGGUAUGUAGAAGAAAUCCGUUUAGGAUCUUCGAGUAUCUGCAGCUCAGCCUAGAAGAGGCCUUCUUCCUGGUCUAUGCUCUGGGAUGUCUGAGUAUUUACUAUGAAAAGGAGCCUUUAACGAUCAUGAAGCUCUGGAACGCUUUCACCACCGUGCAGCCCACGUUCAGGACGACCUACAUGGCAUACCAUCACUUCCGCAGCAAGGGCUGGGUGCCCAAGCCCGGACUUAAGUACGGAACAGAUUUGCUGCUGUAUCGAAAAGGCCCUCCGUUUUACCAUGCCAGCUACUCCGUCAUCGUGGAGCUGGUGGACGACCGUUUCCAGGGUGCUCCUCGCAGACCUCUCAGCUGGAGGUCCCUGGCUGCCUUGAGCAGAGUUUCAGUCAGUGUCUCCAAGGAACUUAUGCUGUGCUAUUUGAUUAAACCCUCCACCAUGACCGACAAGGACAUGGAGUCACCCGAAUGUAUGAAACAGAUUAAAGUGCAAGAAGUGAUUCUCAGCCGUUGGGUCUCCUCACGGGAGAGGAGCGACCAGGACGAACUUUAACAAUUCAGCCUCAGGUUUCUGACCUCACCGGCAGAUACCACUGAGCCUCCUGCAUAAGCCAAAUUCAGGGCGAGGUAGAGUCCUUUCGAGGUAAUCGCCCCUUAAUGUAAAAGUUGUGAAGGGCACGGCACUCCCGGCACCAGAAAGUGUUAGUGUUCUAAAAGUUAAAUUCGCGGAGGAAAUCAGCCCUGUGUGGGGACCGCAGGUUCUGUCCUUGGAGUGAUCGCUCGCCGACCCCCAGCCUCUCGCCCUGGCGCCUCUGCGGCUCUGGGAGGCAGACUCUCCCAGCAGCAGGGACCUUCUGUUACUCUCCGACUUUACCUGAAACGGUGGCUUCCCAGCAGGCGGCUCCCACUGUGCUUCUGCCACUUGUUACCCACGUCCAGGCUGUCCUGGAGGAGGGCGUUCUGUCCACAGGCCUCAGCUCUCCAGGAACUUCAGCCAGUUGCCCCAACACGGAAAACCCCAUGUACUGUCUCCCCAGGAUUGCUGUGUCAUAAGAAGCAUUUUAAAAGAAGUUACCUCGUGAUCUCUCAGUGACCUCACCGGCGGGCAUGCUGUGUAGAGCACACGACGGUAUGGUACAGGCCUAGAUAAGAGUUGUAUAUUGCUUCACCGAACUUGUCAUGAAAUAAAAGUAUGUGGUGAGAAAAAUGAA
Molecule: messenger RNA, 3133 nt
Organism: Odocoileus virginianus texanus
Lineage: Eukaryota; Metazoa; Chordata; Mammalia; Artiodactyla; Cervidae
Source: RefSeq, a predicted model, not a curated record